GCGGCCGCCGCGAUGUGAGCCGGGGAGGCGGAAGGCGCUGCCCGCAUGGCCGCGGGGGGCGGCGGCAGGAAUGUGCCCCUGGGCAGCGGCCCCCGCGACGGCAUGAGGCGGGAUGGCGGCGCCGAGCCGUACUGGUCCAGGCGAAGGCAGGGUGAUCCAGUGUUUGGAGCAGACUGGGACACCUGGGGCAGUGCUACUCCUCUCUGCCACCCUGGGGAAGUCAUUCAGCACCAAGACCUCAGGAUCAGCCCCUUCUCCCAGCUAAGGCCCGAGUCCCGUGUGUGGACGGUGAUGCUGCUGCUGGGGACGUGCCUGCUGUACUGUGCCCGUGUCACCGUGCCCAUCUGCGCUGUCGCCCUCAGCUCCUACUUCAACUGGGACAAGAAGCAGUCCGGCGUCGUGCUCAGCAGCUUCUUCUGGGGCUACUGCUUGACACAGAUUAUUGGAGGACACAUCAGUGAUCAAAUAGGAGGUGAGAAAGUCCUCCUGCUUUCAGCAUCAGCCUGGGGGUUCCUCACAGUCCUCACCCCACUGCUCACCCACAUCACUUCAGCCCAUCUGGUUUUUAUGACCUCCUCUAGGUUCCUCAUGGGGCUGCUGCAAGGAGUGUACUUCCCAUCUCUGGCCAGCCUGCUGUCCCAGAGGGUCCGGGAGAGCGAGCGAGCCUUCACCUACAGCACAGUGGGGACUGGAUCCCAGUUUGGAACGCUGGUGAUUGGUGGUGCAGGAUCUCUCCUCCUGGACUGGUACGGCUGGGAAAGUGUUUUCUAUUUCUCUGGUUUGCUCACUUUGCUCUGGGUUUAUUGCACCUGCAAAUACCUCCUGAGUGAGAAAGAGCUCAUCAUCCCCAUAGACUAUUUAACGAGAGGCCUCUCGAUAUCCAAGCAGACCAAAGUUCCCUGGAAGCAGCUGUUUAGGAAGGCACCGAUCUGGGCUGUCAUCAUCGCUCAGCUCUCCACGGCCAGCACGUUCUUCACUCUCCUCUCCUGGCUGCCAACUUUCUUUAAGGAAACUUUUCCCGGCUCAAAGGGUUGGGUGUUUAAUGUAGUCCCCUGGCUGGUUGCAAUUCCGACAAGCUUGUUCAGUGGAUUUCUGUCUGAUCAUUUAAUCAAUCAAGGGUACAGAACCAUCACCAUUCGUAAGUUCAUGCAGGUCAUUGGCUCUGGCGUCUCAAGCAUUUUUGCUUUGUGCCUGGGCCAGACCUCCAGUUUCUGCAAAGCAAUAGUGUUUGCCUCAGCCUCAGUUGGACUGCAGACCUUUAACCACAGUGGCAUUUCAGUAAAUGUGCAGGACCUGGCCCCCUCGUGUGCUGGCUUGCUGUUUGGGGUUGCAAAUACAGGUGGAGCCCUCCUAGGGGUCAUUUGUGUGUACCUGGCUGGAUACCUGAUCGAGACCACUGGCUCCUGGAUUUCUGUUUUCAACCUGGUGGCUGCUGUGAACAGCAUUGGGCUCUGCACAUUCCUCCUGUUUGGAGAGGCCCAGAGGGUGGACACAGACUCUGUGUAUGUGGAUCUCUAGGGAUGAGCUCAGGAAGCAGCUGAAGGACAGAAGAGUGUCACAUCUAUGGGUCAUUCUUGCACAAGUGCCAAAGAACUUUUUUUUUUUUAGGUGUUUUUAACAGGAAAAAAAAAUGCUGAAACCAAGUACAUAAUGGGUCUGGAUGAAACCCAUGGGAGGAAAGAAAUUUAGAGUUCAUUUUUUUGCUCAGGGCUGUAGCUGGUAGCUUGCAGAGCCAUCCAGCUCAACAUCUCCAGUGAGGAUACGGUCUGUGGGACCAGUUUGUCCCAGUCUGUGUCUAGUGGACAAAUAGCCUUGUGGCCAAAGCAGCUGACCUGGCCUGUCUCCCAAGGCUGCUGUGGUUCCAUUCCCUCCCGAGGGGAGCUGCUGCUCUAUGUGGGAGUGGGGCCCCCACGCUCUGCUGUCCUGGGACCGCCUGGCUCUGGAGCUGCUGUGCCACCAGGUGUCCUCUGAACAUCCCAACGAGUACCUCUGACCUUAACCCCCGCACGUGCCUUCAUUCUGCAGCCUGCUCGGCAGGUACCAGCCAGGAUUCCAGGGCUGUGAGAUGAAUUCCAGGCUUCCCUUCAGGGAAUGUGUGCCCUGGACCCGGGGCCAUGGGGCUGUUUCAGUACUGCUGUCACGGAGCUGGGAGGCUCCAAGCCAAGCCUGGCUUUGCUCAAGGGCUUGAGGUCUCCCUUCCAUCCCUGGUGGGUUCACCCCAGCCCUGAGCCCAGGUGGACCAGCUCCACCAUGAUAGCAGAGCUAAGCUGUCCCCCGGGGUCAGGCUUAGCUGGGCUGACCUUGCCGUGCAGCAACAGCUGAGGAAUCCCCCUGGAGCUGUUUUGUCAGAUGCUGUGAAUGUAUGGGAAGAACCAGUCACACUCUGUGCUGUGGAUCUACAACUCCCAAAUGCUUUCUGCAUGAUUAGAUGUUCCCUCCACAUGCUCACAAAGGGCCGAGGGAGACUUUCCAAAGAGCUUGGCAUGGGCAGGUUUUGUUUCUGUGUUAAGCAUAAAUCAAAUUUCUGCAUUGGGCAUCUACAAGGAUGUGGAUCCCUGUGGUUCCCUGUGUCAGAGGGAAAUACUUGGCUGUAGACACCUCUGAGCCUGAAUGUCUUAAGUUAUUUAUAAAUAUUUUAAAAUUUAAGCACCAAAUCCUGUAUUUAUGUACUUGAGGCCUGAUUCUGCAUGCUUGUUUUGAGUGGUAUUCCCACCAAAUCCAACACUCCUUUCUCGAAGGGGACGAUCUACCAGCCUCCAGUGUUUGGUUCUGGGGGAUCAAUGUUAAAUGUGAAUUUCAUAUUAAAGCAAUUCAUUGCCUCUUCUCCCACCCCUUGCUUGCAGCCCUAAAGGAUCCCUUGGGUUUCUCUAGUGCUUACCAGAAAAUUCCGACUGAGGAGCAGAUUGCCCAAGGACCUUGCAAUGCAGGGAAAACUAUAGGUUCAGGUGAAACACACCACCCCCCCCCCCCCCCCCCCCCCCCAAUUAUCUUCUUCCUCACCUUUUGUUUUGGCCAAAUUUCUUCUUGGAAGACUGUUGGAGCCAUGCAAAGUUUCUGAAUAGCCUGGCUUGUAGUGAAAAUACUGACAGCCUUUUAAUUGCAGAGACACUAAUGGGUAUCGCUAAGCUGAGCUGAGCCCCUUACCGGGCAGAUUUAGAGAUACGGAUGCAGCUGCCUGAUGUCUUCCCAAGAGAAUAGAGAAUCAAUGUGGCCUGGCUGGGGACAGAAAGAUAAGAAAGUUUUGGGUUUUUUUUUUUCCUGCUUCUGUGCUCUUUUUUGUCUAAAAGGCUGUUUGCUGCCAUAGGCACUGUAUCGGGGUGCUGCAGUGCUGCAGAGCCAGGACCCAGGAAGGCUGCUGGGAAGUCUUUAAAUCAGUGGGUAAAUUGGGAAGAACACCCAGUAACAACAAACACAAACACAGCCAGGCUUGCCAAGGAGGCCCGAGGCUGUGCAGCCUUCUCUGUCAGCUUGUCCUUUGUCCAGUCUGAGCAGAUUGCUUGCAUGGCCUUUUCUGCAGUGACACAGAAAAAAAAACCUCCUGGGUUUUGUGAGGUUUUAGAGUAUCUUCCCUGGCCGUUCAGAGCUGCAGGUCAGGAGCACAAGGAGUCAAUUCUGCUUCUCUUUGCUGGUUGCACCAUUUCUUGUGGAGGAGUUGAUGAGUUUAAAUCACUCACAUUUGAAUCAGGCUGCUUGGCCACCCCUUGGAUCUGCCAGCUGGGAAAUUCGGAACUGAUCUUCAAAGGAAAGUGGUUGGCUGUGGCUUCUCUGUGAAUCCAGCUAACAUUCCAGUGAGCUGUCCAAGUUAUCUGUCUCUGUAACUGGCCAAUAAGUUAAAUAUUUGACCUACACUUGAGGCUGAGGUUUCAUGAUCAUCAUACCUCCUUGGUGAAGUAUUGAUUUUGCAUAUCUGUACUGUUAUUUGUUUAAGCCAAAGCUUGUGGUCUGCGAGUUUUUGUUAUGGAAGGACCUAAAAAAAAUAAAGGCAGCAACUCAUUUGCAAA
Messenger RNA from Corvus hawaiiensis (hawaiian crow), 4001 nucleotides. RefSeq names its product solute carrier family 17 member 9 (gene SLC17A9). The record is from RefSeq and is a predicted model, not a curated record. The transcript has 14 exons. The coding region runs from base 46 to 1518 and encodes 490 amino acids. Gene Ontology annotation, molecular function: transmembrane transporter activity. NCBI's taxonomy places the organism in Eukaryota, Metazoa, Chordata, Aves, Passeriformes, Corvidae. Gene Ontology annotation, biological process: transmembrane transport. Gene Ontology annotation, cellular component: membrane.